AUGGAGCGCCCGCCACUUCCCCAAGACCGCAACCCCAUGCUCACCGAGGGCCGGUCGCCAGUGCGUAUGUCGCAACCACAGCCUUACCGAAGCUUGGAGAAGAGGCAUUGCUAACACCUGGCGCAUGUAGAUGAGAUUCUCGUAGAAAGGCGAUGCUUAGGACAGACGGAGCUCAAGGUGAAGCCAGGCCAGGUCGGCACCAGCAAUGCGACCAAGGCCGAGAACUUGGGCACUCUGGAUUACGCCCAUCUUCGCGUGCCACUCCCCAAGGACCUCACUGGCAGUGGCAUCUUCCAGAAGGGACAGAACCGGAAAUGGCCGGAGGCAUACUUCUUGAUGGUACGUGAAUGCGCCCCGCCGACGACGCGCGAACCCGUGGAGGAGCUAAGAGACAGCUGCAGCGACGCUCGAGCGACGGCUUCAUCAGCGCGACCGGCAUGUUUAAGGCUGCAUUCCCAUACGCGCAGGUAGAAGAAGAGACGGCCGAGAAGGAGUACAUCAAGUCCUUGAGCGAAGCCUCGAGCGAAGAGGUUGCCGGAAAUGUGUGGAUUGACCCCGGAAGAGGUGAGCGUUUGAAAUUACACAUUCCACAGCAACUUGCCCUGUUUCUCACACGCUUCUGUUUGCACAGCGCUCGAGCUAGCCGACGAAUACGGCAUCACAUUGUGGAUCGCCGCGCUUCUCGAUCCCGAACCCAUCACCCACGGCACAAGCGACUCGAAGAGACUGAUCAAGUCGCCGCCCGCGUAUAAGAUGAAGGACAUGGCCAACGGCAUUGGACGAACACCAGACAAGGGCGCAGCAGGAAAGCGCUCCACGCGCGGCACACGGAGCAUGCGCUCAGAAUCGCCCACAUCUACCAGACCCAAAGCCACACCGCGCACCAGAAGAACCGCGAAGACUCCGCGCAAAGGUCGCGGCGAGGACCUCGCGAGUGUCGACGAGAACGCUUCCUCACAGGGCGAGCCGGUGAAUGGCACGAAAGGUGACAGCGUCACAGUCGAAGUUGAAAACACCGUCAUCCCCGACGCGAAGGGCGAGGAAACCACCGAAACAACAAAGGUCAACGUCACCAUGCCAUCGGACAACCCUGACCUGCACCUGGACGACCCCAAGAAGGCCAUGGAGGUCGCGCGCCAGAUGACGGAACGAGCCAAGGAGAUCGGCGAGCCCAGCGCGGCCGGUCGCAAGGGCAAGAGAAAGGCAGAGGAGAUGAUCACUUCGGAUGACGAGGUCGGACUCGAAGGGCCUGCCUCGCGGGCAGCGAAGAAGGUCAAGCCGACGGAGUUGGAAUUGAGAAAGGAGCGGAUCAGGAGGAGAGCGCUGACUGGUCUUGUGGCCACUCUGGCUGUUGGGUACGUCCUCUCCCCAAUCCGCCAUGGCAGCUGUUCACGGAAUGCUAACCAUCUCACAGCGCCGUCUUCCCUUCCAUCGCGUCUUUCAUGGGUUUCCUGGCAUGA
Lecanosticta acicola is the source of this 1460-nucleotide messenger RNA. The record is from the annotation of a GenBank genome assembly. NCBI's taxonomy places the organism in Eukaryota, Fungi, Ascomycota, Dothideomycetes, Mycosphaerellales, Mycosphaerellaceae.